UGUUCCUCAAUUUUCAAUUUUCAAAAUCUUAUUUUUGCCCAAGGAUUCCGAUGUCAGCUUCAUCGAAUCGCCGCCGGCUGAAAGAUAUAAACUCCGGUGCCGGAGAAAAUCCAUCUUCUGGGAAAAAACCAUCGAGGUCUGUAACUCCAGUUCCAAUCUCUAGCAAAAAUCCGAGUCCUUCUCUCCAGAAAUCAUUAUCCAGCAAAGAGAAUCCCAAACCUAGUCACCGGUCAUUUGGAUCGACUCAGAAGCCAUUGCUCCGGCAAAUACCGCGCAUCGAUAAGUCCGCCGUGAAUGGUAUCGGUGAUGGCGAGGGUCGAGUUACGCGAUCCACGUCUUCUGGGUUACGAGGUAGGAGUUCUAGCCCAUCUGAUUUAAUAAGGGGUUUCUCGGAUUUGAGAAAGAGAAAUGAAUCUAGGCUUACUGGGGAAAAGGGUGAGUCGGAUUUGGAUAAGAAAUCUGGGUACAAGUCCUCCGGUUUCAAACAGGGUGAGAGUGAAAAUAAAGUCGGCGAUAGCGUUCGCGAGGAAGCAGAUGAAGAAAAUAAAGCUAAGGCAACUUCAAGCUCUGAUCCAGUGAAAUCAAGCAAAUUUGAGGGUUCUAUCACGGCUAGAAACUCUGUUUCUGAUCCAAAGGCUCAUGAUUUGCUUGGUUCUGGAGAAAAAUCUGCUGUUUCUUUGAAAUCUGAAAAGAUUGGGAAAGGUACUAACGUAGCUUUAAGAAGGAAGUCUUUGGAUAAUGUUGGGAAGGCAAUGGAGAUGUCAAAGGAGAUUAGAGGGAAUGAAGGAAGCAGCAAUAGCACUACUAAAUACCCAAGCAAGCUGCACCAGAAGCUUGCUUUUCUUGAAGGAAAGGUUAAGAAAAUUGCGUCAGAUAUUCAGAAGACAAAGGACAUGCUGGAUUUGAAUAAUCAGGAUUCAUCUCAGGUUAUAGUCUCUGAUAUACAGCAGAAGAUCACAGGGAUUGAAAAGUCUAUGAGUCAUGUUGUUGGAGGUUCAGAUCAAGAGAAGAAAGAAUCAGAGAGAAACAAACCCACUCAAGUGACGAAAGCAAAGACUUCGGUUAAAGGAUUAAACAAGGAAGAGCUAGAAGACAGACUCUUUCCUCACCAGAGGUUGCUAAGGAGCAGAACUCAGACCAAGGCAUCGUCACAAGACUCAAAAGGUCAUGGCUGUGAGUCUAACAAGGCAGUAAAGGUUGAAGUGAAGCCCUCAGGUCCUGCUGAGGAGAAUCCCAUAGCUCUAGAGUUCUUGGCCUCACUUCACAAGGAAAAAGACAUAUGUAGUAGUGAUCAGAAUGUGCUGGAAAGUCUGGAAGUGCAGGAGAUGGAUACGGAGGAAUCGUCAAAGGAAAACGAUUCUUCAAAGGACGUCCAUCUGACUUCCAACUUAGCUGAAAUUCUCAGAGCAGAUGAAGCACUCGAGGAAAUUGAUGAGGAAGAAAAUAGAGACGAGAUGGAGCUGGAAGAGAUAGAGGGUGGAUGCAUGUAUCAACUCAAUGACAUUGGAUCCAAAUCAUCUACCGGAGGUUGGUUUGUAUCAGAGGGCGAGGCAGUACUACUCGCUCAUGAUGAUGGCUCAUGUUCGUAUUACGACGUUGCUAACUGUGAGGUGAAAGCUGUGUACAAUCCUCCAGAUGGUAUCUCACCAAACACUUGGAGAGAUUGCUGGGUGGUUCGUGCACCGGGUGCAGAUGGCUGCUCAGGUAGAUAUGUCGUAGCCGCUUCUGCUGGGAAUACACUAGAGUCUGGAUUUUGCUCAUGGGAUUUCUACACCAAAGACAUAAAGGCACUCCACCUCGAGGAUGGAUCUUCAAGAGUUUCGAGGACGGCUCUUGCUCCUUUAUCCAACAACACAUCGCGUGGUAGGAACACUUUAGCUUGUUCAUUGAUACCAGACACUCAACAAUGGUGGUAUAGGCCAUGCGGUCCUCUUAUAGCUUCAACCUCUAGUUUCCAAAGAGUAGUUAAGGUUUUUGACAUACGAGAUGGGGAACAAAUCAUGAGAUGGGAGGUGCAGAAUCCUGUGUCAGCUUUAGACUAUUCGAGCCCUUUACAAUGGAGGAAUCGAGGAAAACUUGUCAUAGCAGAAGAUGAAGCAAUCUCUGUUUGGGAUGUCAAUUCCCUUCACCCUGAAGCACAUGUCACCAUCUCCUCUUCAGGGCGAAAAAUCUCAGCUUUUCAUAUCAAUAACACAGAUGCUGAAGUUGGGGGAGGUGUUCGUCAAAGAGUAAGUUCCAUGGAUGCAGAAGGCAACGAUGGAGUUUUCUGCACUACUGAUUCAAUCAACAUCUUGGAUUUUCGUAACCCAUCUGGCAUUGGUACUAAAAUCCCCAAACUCGGUGUUAAUGCUCAGUGUGUAUCAUCUCGAGGAGAUUCAGUAUUUCUCGGAUGUACCAAGACUAAAUCAUCAUCUGUUAAGAAACAGAAUCUGGCUUCUUCUUCUUCUCAAGUGCAGCAAUUCUCCUUAAGGAAACAGCGUCUCGUGAGCACUUACAAUCUACCUGACUCAAAUUCUCACUCGCACCAUUCUGCAAUAACACAAGUCUGGGGAAAUUCAAACUUUGUCAUGGCUACUUCCGGUAUGGGUCUCUUCGUGUUUGAUACUGCAAAAGAAGAGACCUUGCAACAGCCUUUGACAAGCGACCAUGGAAGCUUCGAAACCGUAAGAGAGAUUAUCGGUCCAAACGAUAUGUAUUGCCCUUCGUUCGAUUACUCAAGCUCUCGUGUCCUCCUCAUCUCAAGAGAUCGUCCUGCUUUAUGGAGACACCUCUUAUAGGGAAUAUUUCAGAUGAGUAUGCCAAGAAAUCAAGUUAAGAUGGUGUUCCCACGAUCUUCUCUUCUUUAAAAGGAGAUCUAUAUAUAUAAAUAGCACAGCUUGUGCCGCUUCGCUUGUGUUGUGUUCAUACUUUUGCUCUCUGUUUCGCUACCAAUUAUGCUCUUCUGUAUUCUCUCUUGUUUUUCUGCUCAUCUGACUUCAGUUUGUACAUAA
Eutrema salsugineum is the source of this 2990-nucleotide messenger RNA. RefSeq names its product KIN14B-interacting protein At4g14310. Gene Ontology annotation, molecular function: protein binding. Lineage: Eukaryota; Viridiplantae; Streptophyta; Magnoliopsida; Brassicales; Brassicaceae. The record is from RefSeq and is a predicted model, not a curated record.